Messenger RNA from Penicillium verhagenii, 744 nucleotides. Its product is annotated as putative haloacid dehalogenase-like hydrolase. NCBI's taxonomy places the organism in Eukaryota, Fungi, Ascomycota, Eurotiomycetes, Eurotiales, Aspergillaceae. The annotation marks the transcript as partial. The transcript is spliced from 5 exons. The record is from RefSeq and is a predicted model, not a curated record.
GCUCUCCGUUCCACCUUAUCCACCAUGGCUGGCAGGGCAGUAGAAUGUCAUCAUGUGCGUCCGCGGAGCUUCGCUCCGCUCGACGAUACCAAAGCGUCAGAUGCCCCGCGGCUGAAGGGCAUCGUUUUCGAUGUCGACGGAACCUUGUGCCUGCCACAACACCACAUGUUCACAGAGAUGAGAGACGCCCUCGGGAUAGACAAGUCAAUUGACAUCCUCCACCACAUACAAGCUCUUCCGGUGGAAGACCGCGCUACUGCCGUCGAGAAAAUCCAAGCCGUUGAGCGGCGCGCGAUGGUUGAGCAAGUGCCACAGCCGGGUCUAGUGGGGCUGAUGGAAUAUCUGCAGUCGCGCGGAUUAAGACGGGGGCUGUGCACGCGGAACUUUGAAUCCCCGGUCCGAUACCUUCUCAAUAACCACCUGCCAGAGCAUAUAUUCCUUCCUAUAAUUACUCGGGACACCCCGAAUGUGAUCCCGAAACCGGACCCUGCGGGAAUCCUGCACAUCGCGCAGGAAUGGGGGUUGACCAAUCGGGCCGAGAAUUUGAUUAUGGUUGGAGAUAGUAUUGAUGAUAUGACGGCUGGGCAUAUGGCUGGCGCGGCCACGGUGUUGCUUGUGAAUGAACGAAAUGCUCAUUUGAAGGAACAUGCCCAUACUGAUCUUUGCAUCAAUCGGCUGGAUGAUCUGAUUGAAAUCCUUGAGCAAGGAUUUGUUGGUCAGAAGUGUGAUCCCGAGCAUGUCUAA